AUGCCACUGCCGCUUCGAGGUUUUAUUAUUAAUUUCGAGAGCACCACAACGACCAUUGACAGUCACGAAUUUAUUCUCGCUGGUGUUACUCGUGACGGAGCCAAAAAAGAAAAUGAAUCCACUGGACUUUGUGCAGACCGUCUAUGCUCAACUAACAAUCCGAAGGACAAGGAAGCAAAGCACGGAUAUGCAGGAGUUCGGGACCAAAAGGGGGCAAUGUUAUCAUUGCUCCAACGUGGGAUUCACCGAUCGGUUCCAAAUUCAACAUCGUUGGACGAUAAAAAGAUCUCUGGUAACGAUGAGGCCUGAAAACGCAAAAUGAGUGAAUUUGGAGCUUUCGAAACACGAUGGUCUGGAAUAUAUUUUUGUUGGCGACUUUUCGUACGCGGGGGAAAAAAAAGGAAUUCAAUGCAGAUCAGGAGAAACUGGAAAACAGGAAAAAUGAG
This is a messenger RNA of Leptopilina boulardi, 446 nucleotides long. RefSeq lists its product as uncharacterized. Bases 1 to 309 code for a protein of 102 amino acids. NCBI's taxonomy places the organism in Eukaryota, Metazoa, Arthropoda, Insecta, Hymenoptera, Figitidae. The record is from RefSeq and is a predicted model, not a curated record. The transcript is spliced from 7 exons.